AUGAAGGUUUCUGAGACAAGCGAUGGCGUUCCAACGUACUGGGGAUUGUCCGGCCGACGACUCCAGAUGAUGAUCACUGCUGUUGCUACUACCGAUUUCCUGCUGUUCGGCUACGACCAAGGUGUCAUGUCUGGCAUCAUUGGAGCCGAGCCAUUCCUGAACGACUUUCCGGAAGUUCGAGGGAACAGCAACUACGAAGGCUUUGUGGUUUCUAUCUACGCAGUCGGAUGCCUCCUUGGGGCAAUCUUGAUACUCUCGUUUGGCGACUCUCUCGGGCGCAGGAACUCGAUUUUCUUGGGCGCUUUCACCAUGAUCAUUGGUGUGAUUAUCCAGAUUGCUUGCGUACCUCCGAACGGUGGAGCCACCGCCCAGUUCAUCAUCGGACGGGCAAUAACAGGAAUUGGCAAUGGAAUCAACACUUCCACCGUCCCAACAUAUCAAGCAGAAUGCAGCAAGAGCCACAACCGCGGCAAGCUCAUCUGCAUCGAAGGUGGCACUGUCGCUGUUGGCACAAUGAUUGCGUACUGGAUCGACUUUGGCGCUCUCUACGGGCCCGACGAGUUCACCUGGAGAUUUCCCAUCGCUUUCCAAAUAUUCUUCGCAUCCAUCGUCAUCAUCAUUAUGCUCCGACUGCCAGAAAGCCCCCGCUGGCUGCUCACAAAGGACAGACACGAGGACGCCGCUACCGUGCUGGCUGCGCUAGAGGGCAAGUCUCGCGACAGCGAGCCCGUGCUGCUUCAAGCUGCGGUCAUCAACGAGGGUAUCAAAGCUUCCGGACACGCUGGUGGUGUCACUCCAUACUCCGCGCUAUUCACGAACGGCCCAACUCAGAACUUCCGACGAAUGCUUUUGGGCGUGUCAUCGCAGAUGAUGCAGCAACUUGGAGGCUGCAACGCCGUCAUCUACUACUUCCCCAUUUUGUUCCAGGACUCCAUCGGGACAUCUCACAAUCUGGCUCUCCUCCUCGGCGGUGUGAACAUGAUCAUCUACUCGAUUUUCGCCAUGACAUCCAUGUACUUCGUUGAGCGUAUCGGACGCCGCAAGCUAUUCUUGAUCGGAACAGUCGGACAGUGCUUGUCGAUGGUGCUGGUGUUCGGAGCUUUGAUCCCCGGAACGGAGCAGGCGGCCAAGGGAGCAGCAGUCGGUCUGUUCACGUACAUUGGAUUCUUCGGUGCGACAUGGCUACCGCUGCCGUGGUUGUACCCAGCCGAAAUCAACCCUUUGAAGACGAGAGCGAAGGCAAACGCCGUCUCCACUGUCUCGAACUGGCUCUGGAACUUCUUCAUCGUCAUGAUCACUCCGGUCCUGCUCAACUCGAUCUCAUGGGGCACAUACCUCUUUUUCGCCGCCCUGAAUGCAUGCUUUUUCCCGAUUAUCUACUUCUUUUAUCCAGAGACUGCGGGACGAACUCUGGAAGAAAUCGACAUGAUAUUCGCCAAGGGCCAUGCCGAGGACAUGAGCUACGUCAAGGCGGCGCAACAGCUGCCGAAGCUGACAGAGGCUGAGCUGAAGGCAAGGGCGAGGGAAAUCAGGGCGGAUGCCAUGGAUGAGGAGGCAAAGAUUGACAGCGGCAGUGGAGACAGUGACAAGGACGACAAAUCGGAGAAAAGCAACGCAUGA
Zymoseptoria tritici IPO323 is the source of this 1620-nucleotide messenger RNA. RefSeq lists its product as uncharacterized. Bases 1 to 1620 code for a protein of 539 amino acids. NCBI's taxonomy places the organism in Eukaryota, Fungi, Ascomycota, Dothideomycetes, Mycosphaerellales, Mycosphaerellaceae. Gene Ontology annotation, cellular component: membrane. The transcript is spliced from 6 exons. The record is from RefSeq and is a predicted model, not a curated record. Gene Ontology annotation, biological process: transmembrane transport; carbohydrate transport. Gene Ontology annotation, molecular function: carbohydrate:proton symporter activity.